Molecule: messenger RNA, 759 nt
Organism: Lasiodiplodia theobromae
Lineage: Eukaryota; Fungi; Ascomycota; Dothideomycetes; Botryosphaeriales; Botryosphaeriaceae
Product: Pectate lyase
Exons: 2
Coding region: 1-759 (252 amino acids)
Biological process (GO): pectin catabolic process
Cellular component (GO): extracellular region
Molecular function (GO): pectate lyase activity
Source: RefSeq, a predicted model, not a curated record
AUGUUGUCCAAGACUCUUCUUCCUCUCCUUGCCGCCUCCGGCAUCGUCUCUGCUGCGCAGACCAAGACCUUUGGCAGGAACCUCGUCCGCCGUGCCGACUUCCCUAUCCCCGACUCCCAGGGCUCCGUCACCUACGACGCGGCUGAGGAGAUCGACGGCGAGUUCGACGGUGGCUACAAGACCUACGGCCGUGGUGUUUCCUGCACUGGUCAGGAGGAGGGUGGCGACUCGGACGCCGUCUUCAUCCUCAAGGACGGUGCCACGCUCAAGAACGCCAUCAUUGGUUCCGACCAGAUCGAGGGUGUUCACUGCGAGGGUUCCUGCACCAUCGAGAACGUCUGGUGGGAGGCCGUCUGCGAGGACGCUCUCUCCCUGAAGGGCGACGGUGACGCUACCGUCUCGGGCGGUGGUGCCACCGGUGCUGAUGACAAGGUCAUCCAGCACAACGGUGUCGGCUCCGUCAGCAUCGACGGCUUCACCGUCGUCGAUUUCGGCAAGCUCUACCGCUCUUGCGGCAACUGCGACGAGAUGGGCGAGCGCAAGGUCACCGUCAGCAACGUCAGCGCCUCCUCCGGCAAGGUCCUUACCGGCAUCAACUCCAACUACGGCGACACUGCCACCAUCACCGACACCUGCGCCACCGAUGUCAAGGAGGUCUGCGUCGAGUACGAGGGCAACGACACUGGCGACGAGCCCGAGGAGAUCUCCUCCGGUGUCUCGGAUGCCUGCAUCUACUCCGACCCUCUCCCCGAGUGCUAG